GUGCCGGUCGGGUUUCCGGGGGAACACUCUGAGGAACGGACCGACUGGUGUUCAUGUGAAAUUGGUCCCCCAGUAUACGUACUUCCGGUGACUUUGUUUUUGCCCCCUCUUUCUUUUUAACGUUCAGGGGUUUUCAGCCCUCAGGACAGGUAUUCACUGCAUAUGAAGUUUCUAAACUUUUCAAAGACAGAAGUUAGAAAUUUUCAUUAUAGCUGACUUGAUGAACUCACUUGUUGCUUAUGAUGAUUCAGAUUCAGAUUCUGAGGCAGAGGCUGGGAAGUAUGAAGAUGCUGCUAGUAGUGAAAUAGGCCUAGCGGAUUCUGCAAUGAGGGCUGUUCAGUAUUGUGGUGGGCUAUAUACAGUUAGUGGGAGCAAAGGCCAGCCUGUGGAAUGUAUUGGUAGCUCCAGAAGGAAUGUCUAUCAUGAAGAUGCUCUUUUACAGAACCUACAGAACAUUAAAAAGCCUAUGGUAACAAACUACCAGAAGACAUUUGAUCCUAAUUUGAAAAUAGCAAGUAGGAAUCAUAACCACUUGCUAAGCUCUUCAAUGAAACCUAAGUUGCUUUCUGGAAAUGAGAGUUGCUCACAGAAGAGGGUCCAUGACGACAGUGAUGUUCCCAUACAGGGACUGAAGCCAUAUAUUCCUAAAAGAAUGAGACUGGUGAAAAAUGCCGUUCCUCAUGAAGCUGAAUGCUCUGGAGAGAGUACAAACUGCACUAUCAAAAUUGGGACAGCAGAAGAUAGGAUGUCCAUUAAAGUUUCCCAGUAUAUGAUGCCAUAUAUAGGAUCCAAAUAUGGAGUUACUGAAAUUCCUAAGAAUCUGGUGUUUGAGAUGUCUGAUCACAGUGGUCCAGUUAAUGCAGUCCAAUGGUGUCCUCUGCAGAAGUGGAGCCAUAUGUUGCUCUCUGCAUCUAUGGAUAAAACUGUCAAGGUUUGGGAUGCUGUGGAUCAAGGUUAUUGUUUAAAAACAUACCCUCACCAUACUUGUGCUGUUCGAGCGGUUCAGUGGUUCCCAUGUGGAAGUCGUUUUCUCAGUGGAGGAUUUGACAAUAUGGUUCAUUCUAUAGAUAUUGAAACAGGAGCACAGCUUUUUACUAGUAGGAAUGACUUUCGGAUCAGCACUCUGAAGAUUCACCCUCUUGAUCCAAAUGUUUUUAUUUGUGGAGGAUUCAGUCCAGAAGUUAAAGCCUGGGAUAUGAGGUCUUCCAAGAUAAUAAAAGUCUACAAAGCUGCAGUACAGCAAACCUUGGAUAUCAUGUUCCUGCCUGGAGGAAAAGAAUUUCUUACCAGCACUGAUGCAGUAAGCCAAGAUUCAGCUGACCGUACCAUUAUUGCAUGGGACUUCCACACAGCUGCAAAGAUCUCCAAUCAAAUCUUUCAUAAAGCUACCCACUGCUUGCUAAAUAUCUUCAGGCUGGUUUGUAAUUGGAAAGUGAUCUACAAGAGCAAGCUUCAGGAGCGCUAUACUUGUCCCAGUCUUACACCUCAUCCUAAGGAACCUGUCUUUGUAGCUCAGACCAAUGGGAAUUACAUGGCCUUGUUUUCUAGUCUGCGACCAUACAGAAUCAACAAAAAGAAGAGAUAUGAAGGACACAAGGUCGAAGGAUUUGCAGUAGGCUGUGAAUUUUCUCCAGAUGGAAUGCUCCUUGUGUCAGGAAGUUCAGAUGGCAACGUGUUUUUCUACAACUAUCACACCUCUAGAAUCAUUCGCACCUUAUCUGGGCACAGUCAGGCCUGCGUGAGUGCAAAGUUUCAUCCCGUCCUUCCGUCACUGCUUGCUACGUGUGGCUGGGAUAGAGCAGUCAAGAUCUGGCAAUAAUAAUAAUGUUUAUCUUAAAGCUGGCUAUCCACAUAGGAACUGAUUUUUCAGUUUCACAACUAGGUUUUGCUUUUAAAUAUUUUAUGUCUUCUUACAUUUUAUUUCUAAAAGUGAUGUGUGUUUUGAAGUCCUCUCUAGCUUGUGUGUGAUACAGGAGAGACUUAUUCUCCGGCUGCAUCAUAUAGCUGCUUCAGUCACCUAGUCCCUUUCCCCCCUACACACCUUGUCACUAAAACUGUGUCAGUUCUUCACUAGUGCUCCCUCUAGGGCUUGCUAUCACCUGGCCUCUAAAUUAAGGCGAGCAACGGUGCAGGGGGAGAAGGCCAAUUUUCAUCUCUUCUUCCUCUGAGGGCUGUAUCACAUGUGACAUUGUAGGUUUUCCAAUCACUAGUUUUAGUCAAUUUGGAGGGGGGGCUGUAUGUGCACAUGGUCUUCAUACAAAAGAGGGGGUUAGGGGCUACCCUGCUUUAAAUACAUUCUGUGGCUAACUGCCUCACAGUUCCCAUUUCAGAUAAUUAAAGAAUGUUGUGUUAGGUUAAAAAGGGGAUAACUGACCCACUUCAUAUUUAAUCUUUGACUAUACUUUGGUCAAAGUAAAGAUUAAAAGUACAAUUUGUUCUAUCACUUUGGUAAAUCUACUCUUCAGAACUUCUUGAUUUAAAACUCUAUACCAGUUUUACCACUCCAUGCCUGAGUCCUACAGGAGUUUCCAUCUCAUUUGAGUAUUUGGUGAACUCACUGGUGCAACAACCUUGAGGUGUUUUUUUUUUUUUGAUACAGGAUAAAAUGGUCAGGAUCAUAUUAUAAAACCACGGUGGCAGUGAGAAGCCUGUAAAAUCUAUGGCGCGCACACACACACACACACACCCCAUAAGUGUGUGUUUUACACUUAUGGAAUUAUAAUGAAAGCCUAAAUGAUUUGAUACAAAAGUCACUUUCCUUUUGUGGAAGUUCAGUUUAAGUGUGAAACAAAAGUAAAAUGGAAAGUGAAUUUUUAAUUCAUUCCAGUUUAUGGUGAGAAACUUUAUUUAAAAUACUUAUGAGAAACGUCUCUUUUAUCAUUAACUGUGUGUAUAGACACCCAAAGUCUAUCACUGAUUUGUUCCUUUGGUAUAUUGAAUCUUUAGUAUAUUGAGCUUAGUCCAGCAGCAGAUAGAACACUGUUGGUUUGCUUGACUUAGGACUUCAACAGCUCCUCCAUCCCUGUGCAGGGGGAGCUAUUUCAGUCCUCCAUUUCAUCUGGGACCCCGGCAACUGGAGACAAGACCCGUUCAGGUGUUGUAUAACCGUGAGGGAAGCCUCACUUAUGUCCUAACCUUCUACCCUUGGUUUCCUUAGCUUCUACAGUGUGUGUGAGUGUGUUAUUUCUCCUUUUUAAUAAAACUCAUUAUCACUGAACGUCUGCCUCUGGAGUUCUAUAUACCUCUGAACUUGGUAUAUAUAAGGACUAGUCCCUUAGGUUAAGUUACCUGGCCACUAUAUUUGAGUUAACAUUAUCCCACUAAAUAAAUACAUUGUGUUUAGACUGUUCUCCUCACAUCUAGGGUAACAUUGAUGCGGUGGUGCAAGACUGUUGAUUGCAAGAUUGGCAGGUGAUGGGGGUCAGCUCCCAUCACUAGUCCCAACUUCUCCCAACCUAGCAGUUCGAAAGCAUGCAAAUGCAAGUAGAUAAAUAGGUACCACUUCAAUGGGAAGGUAACAACAUUCUGUAUAGUCAUGCUGGCCAUAUGACCCACAGUAUUUGACAACGCUGAGAUGAGCACCGCCCCCUACAGUCAAACAUGACUUGACAACCUUGUCAACAGGGAAUACCUUUACCUUUAUAUUGAGCCCUAUUGUUCUUUGAAUAGUUGAACCUGGCCAUAUUAGUUUGGUGUUUUUCUGGGGUUGUAUUAAUAACUGUGUCUUCAAACAGACACAGCAGUAAAGUAUUUCAUCUCUGUGGGUUCAGAUACAUCCUGAAGGGUUCAGUUUUUUACACACACUCACCCUCCAUACUGCAUUAAUAGUGCAGAUUAUACAGAAGAAAAUUCUGUAGUGCUGAAAUUACUACAUUAAUGUUGUUUGAGGCAAUAGGUGUGAACACAGAUUUCAUAGUGCUGAUUGCUGUUGUGAAUCACUCCUCAGUGAUUCAAGGUUCUCUUCCGCCCUAUAUCCUGAUGCGUACUGGGAGCCAUCAAUCAAGCUAUCUUGAUUUUGUUUUGUUUUAUAUUGCAUCACCUUUUUUUUGGGAAGGCUCAGAUUUUUUUUUUAUACUUUGAAUGGGAAAUGAAUAGAUUUUAGAUGCUGCUGUAUGGCAGCUCUCAUAAGCCCUUGCCAGCACAGCCUGUGAUGAGGAAUUAUGGAAGUUGUGGUCCAACAACAUUUGGAGGUCUGCACAAUCCCCAUCCCCAUUUUAAACUCUCUUUGUUGAGGAAUGCUUUUUGUCAUGCUGGGUAGAAACCAUACCUUUAUAGGAAUAUGAUAUUUGAUAUAGAAAUUUCGUUUUGGAAAAAUUAGUCGGAGUUGGAACUAAAGAUCUGAGCCAACUAUUUUACAAUUUUUUUGGUAGUCUUUGCUUUAACAAACCUUCAGAGUUGAAAGAAAUCAGAAGGGUUGGAAUUUUGGCUCUCAUUAUAAAAGACACUGAACUUUAGAAAUUAAAAACUUAGAAUAGGAAAUCACAUUGAAUAGAAAACACAGCAUUGUGCACAGUCUGGACAAAACUAGCAAUGACCUGCUAUUAUUGGCAGCCCAAGAACUUUACCAAAAAUAUUAUUCACUUCCUACACUGGAAAAAAAUGAACUUGUACAUAUAUGUUAAAAUGUAUAAAGAAUUCCAAUGUAAAGGUUGUGUAAUACUACAUUUUUUGAAAAAUCCGUUUUCACUAUUAAAAGUGUAAAAUAAAUAAAAUUUCUUCUCCUUGCCACAUUCAAUGUCUCUGUGCUUGUAAAGCUUUCAUUCCCAAGUCUAUUUAUAUAUGUUUUUGUUGACAGAAUAUUUUUUUUCAAUCAGUUUUCCUCUGUAA
Molecule: messenger RNA, 4827 nt
Organism: Sceloporus undulatus (fence lizard)
Lineage: Eukaryota; Metazoa; Chordata; Lepidosauria; Squamata; Phrynosomatidae
Gene: WDR25
Product: WD repeat domain 25
Exons: 8
Coding region: 221-1819 (532 amino acids)
Molecular function (GO): protein binding
Source: RefSeq, a predicted model, not a curated record